Messenger RNA from Sarcophilus harrisii (Tasmanian devil), 1605 nucleotides. RefSeq names its product MINDY family member 4B (gene MINDY4B). Gene Ontology annotation, molecular function: cysteine-type deubiquitinase activity; K48-linked deubiquitinase activity. Lineage: Eukaryota; Metazoa; Chordata; Mammalia; Dasyuromorphia; Dasyuridae. The record is from RefSeq and is a predicted model, not a curated record. Gene Ontology annotation, biological process: protein K48-linked deubiquitination. The transcript has 11 exons. The coding region runs from base 323 to 1528 and encodes 401 amino acids.
GUCAAUUAGAUUAUGCCUUUUUCUCUGAUGCACAGAGAGUAAUUGCAACCUCAUUGUUUAUAAAUCUGGAUCCGGAAUUAAACAUUUAUGCAGUGAGCAGAGCUGCACCAAGUCUUCCACCCCUAAUGAAAAUUUAAUCAAGAUCUGAUAGCAGGGGCUUACAGCAAGCCCAGAGCACCAGUUGUAUGAGACCUGGCUAGUCAGUAGUGGGGAUUAGCACAUUGCAAACCGCCAUCUGUGCCAGCCAAAUCUCUCUGCACCAGCAAGUACCUCUCACCCCAAUUUUUAACGACUUCUUUCAAUUCAACUCCUUAGUUUAGAAAUGGACAAGGAGAUCUCCUCUGAGGAUCAUAGUUUCCAAGAGAUGGAAUUAGAUGACAUAGCCAGGAAAAUUUCAGAUCUUGAGAAGUGGAGGGAAAUCUUUUGUCAUCACAGGUUGGAAAUCAACAGUGCAACUCAUCAGGACCUACAAAAGAUUCUGUUUGGAAAUACUGUACAUGUCUUUAACCAUGAUUGGAAAAAGUCAUAUUUCAACUUUCAUGAAUCUUCUUCAGACCUAUCCUAUGCUUUGGAAAUAGGAAAGGGUGGGUCCAGAGCAAUCCAAAUGGCUGUCCAGGUGAACAUCCUUAAAUACCUUUUGUUUACUAGGAGUGAAAAAAGCAGUGACUUUUGCAGUUUAUGCAGAAUGAGCCAUCGAGAACAGAAAGAGGCCCUCUCAGCAGCUCUGGCAGAUACUCUGUGGAAAGCAGGAGAAAGACAAAAGCUCAUCAUCUGUGCCAUCUCAUCAGAAACUUGUUUUCCCUCUACCAGGGACUUCCAAGCAGAUGGCUUCACUGAGCGACUCCAGCUUUUUGAAUUUUUGGAAAAAGAUGAUGCCAAGAAAUUCAUCUAUGAUCAUUUACAAUGGUUCAAAGAGGAAGGAAGUCAUGGAGUUAUCUUAUUUCUUUACAGUCUGCUUUUCUCCAGAACAUUUGAAAGGCUCAAAAAGGACCUUGAUACCAGUUCAACUCAUCUGUUAGAGCCAAGUAGUGGAAAUUUGAUUUGCAGGCAGGCAGUUCUAAACCUCAUCUUAACAGGACGAGCCAGUCCCCAUGUCUUCAAUGGCUAUCACCAAGAAAGUUCUCAAGAUCUGCUGCAUGGAGUCCUGGCCCGCAGUGAUGUCGGCUAUUUACAAUGGAAGAAGAACAGUGGGGAGCAACAAAAGCUCUCACAGGUUGGAAGCAUGCUGAAGACUCCAAAAUUCCCCAUCUGGCUAUGUAAUAUCAAUGGAACAUAUAGCAUCCUUUUUAGUGAUAACAAGCUGCUCUUAUCUGACUGGAAGAUGGAGCAUCAAUUUGGUCUUUAUUUUUAUACUGGUCAUCCCUUCCAGAAAAAGGCAGCCUAUCUUACAGUAGAUACUCAUUCUCACCACUGGGAAGAAGUCCAGCAAAAUGAGAACUGUGUCCCAGAACGACCAGUGGAGAUGGUGAUAAGGACAAAAUGGAAGGGGGCUUCUGUGAAGUGGAAUGGAACUCUUCCAUUCUUGUAAAGAGAAAGAUUUGGUUUCUCUGAAGUAUUUGGGACUGGAGACCUAAUCCUUUCUUUCUAAUAUCCUUUCUUCCUUUA